This is a messenger RNA of Cercopithifilaria johnstoni, 1746 nucleotides long. NCBI's taxonomy places the organism in Eukaryota, Metazoa, Nematoda, Chromadorea, Rhabditida, Onchocercidae. The record is from the annotation of a GenBank genome assembly.
AUGUUUUGUACGAAGAACCGAUACGUUAUCUCCAAAUUCCAUAUGGGAAGCAGCGGCUUGCAACAAUUGUAUUCCUCGCUAAUUGGUUAUUCGCAAAUCAAACCGUUUGCAUCGCUUAUUCAGAAAAGGCAUCCGAAAUUUAACAUCGAUGGCCCUGGUUUGGAUCACUUCAUCAAUAAGAUAAACAGUGAACGUUUGGGCAAGGUGAUGCCAAAGAUAGAAGAGAUGGAUGGGUCGUUGAGUACAAUAUCGUCGUAUGGCGAUGGAUUGAAAGUAAACUUCAUAACAUAUGGUUGUCAAAUGAAUGUAAAUGAUGUGGAAUUGGUGCGCUCAUUGUUGCUAUCAACAGGUUAUGUGGAAACAGAUGAUGUCAAAGAAGCUGACAUCGUAUUAUUGAUGACAUGUUCGAUACGUGAAGGUGCUGAAAACAAAGUGUGGGACGAGCUGAAAGUGUUGAGAAAGAUACGACGGAAAAAUGGUAUUGUUGGAGUUUUAGGUUGCAUGGCAGAACGAGUAAGGCAUAAUUUAUUGACAUGUACUGAAAAUGUUGAUGUGGUAGCUGGACCCGAUUCAUACCGUGAUUUACCGCGACUGUUGGCAAUUGCCCGCUGUGGAAGCAUGGCAAUAAAUGUACAACUAUCGUUAGAGGAAACCUACGCUGAUAUUGUUCCGGUUCGAAAGGACAAGUUUUCCAAAACAGCUUUUGUGUCAAUAAUGCGCGGUUGUGAUAACAUGUGCACGUACUGUGUUGUACCGUAUACGAGAGGACGAGAGAGGAGUCGUCCGAUGAAUUCCAUACUUGAUGAAAUCAGGAGUUUAUCUGAUGAGGGUGUGAAACAGGUGACUCUGCUUGGACAGAACGUCAACAGCUAUCGAGACCUAUCGGAAAUAUCGUUUCCUUCUACAUGUUUGACAGAACCUGGUAUGACUCCUGGAUUUCGCACCAAAUAUAAACCGAAGAAAGGUGGAUAUACUUUCCUUACCCUCCUGGAUAAAGUGUCACGAAUUGAUCCGGAAAUGAGGAUACGGUUCACCUCACCACAUCCUAAAGAUUUUCCUUUUGAGGUAAUAAAAUUGAUAAAAGAACGUCCAAAUAUAUGUAAACAAAUUCAUUUGCCAGCACAAAGUGGUAGCAAUGUUAUAUUGGAAACGAUGGAUCGUGGCUAUAGUAGAGAAAAUUAUUUAGAACUGGUCGAUUGCAUUAAAACUACCUUACCAAACGUGUCUCUCACCAGUGAUUUCAUUGCUGGAUUCUGUGGUGAAACCGAGGAAUUUCAUCAGGAAUCUCUGGAUUUGAUCAGACAUGUCGCUUAUUCUUUUUGUUAUGUUUUUCCUUAUAGCCAGAGGGAGAAAACAAAAGCAUAUCGACAUCUGAAGGAUAACGUACCGAAGGAAGUGAAGAAUAGACGCCAUCAGGAAUUGGCGAGCGUUUUUAGAGAAACAGCAUUGAAAUACAACAAGAGCCUCGUUGGAAGCAAACAGCUAGUGCUUUUAGAGGAAGUGAGCAAACGUUCUUCUGAGCAUUUGCGAGGUCGAAGUGAUGGCGGAAUUAGCGUAAUCAUUCACAAAUACUACAAUGAUGGUUCGAAAUUGGUGGAGCUAAACCCUGGUGAUUAUGUUGCUGUUAAGAUAACAUCUGCUAAUUCACAAACGCUCCAAGCUUUGGCACUUCACAGGAUAAAGCUGAUGGAUUUCGAAAAAUUGAGAAAAGAUAAUAGUGAGAAACAACCGAUCGACAAUGAAUGA